UUUAGAUGGACCGGGUCCCGUUAUAUGUUUCCAUAUGAUAUGGCCGAUACAGAAUAAGCUUUUAGUAUUUUAAUGUGCCAUUCCGGUUCUUCUCUGGGGAACGCGGAAACGGUGGUGUCUAUAUAUUCGGAGCUGCCUUUGCAUCGUCGGAGGCAGCAAGUUCGAGUGGGCGGAUCGUUCUGCAUUGGCCUUCGUUGUUUCACGUAGCUAAGCCAAAGAAGAUGAUGGUUCAGAACACCGACGAGCGUCAAGCCUUCUGCGGCACCUUGAUCGGCCUCGCUUUCCUCACCACCAACACCGUCCUCUUGGCCUACCAAACCCGGCAUGACCCAUGGACCCUCGCAUUCGUGUUCUUCGCCUACCUCGACGUCUUGGCCCUCUUCGGCUGCCUCCGGGCCUAUGAGAAGCAGCGGGCGGAGCCUCUCGGCACGGUCGAGAAGAACACGAGUCUGAAGGUUGCAAUUUGGGUGCUCGCCAACGCUCUUAAUGUGGCAUUCGUUUACCGUGUCGCUCAGAUGAUGCCUCCGGCCUUGUAUGCCCCCGUCUGGGGUAUGUCUGGAUUCACCCUUCUGGCUACCUUCUAUGGUCUAUUCCAGUGUCCAGAACCGAAGAAUCUGAAUAACAAUGACGCCGAGGAGGUUCUUUUCUCGGAGUUUUCCCCUGAAACGAAGGUGUAGGCUUCCUUUCAUUUGAAGGAUCGCAAGCCACGAAACACUGUUUUAUUACAAUUUGAGCUAUUAAGUUCUAUGUUUCAAGCUCAUUGGCCCGAUCGUGGGCCAAAAUGUAGUUAGGCUAUGUUUUUUCAGCUUUAAGCUAAACUUGUACAUCCUUGGAUUGAAGCCCACCCUAAAACUGGCCUGGCCUGGCCUGAGAGGCCUCCGGUCAUCCCAGACCCAUUUCCAGCUCUCUCUCUCUCUCUCUC
Phoenix dactylifera (date palm) is the source of this 922-nucleotide messenger RNA. NCBI's taxonomy places the organism in Eukaryota, Viridiplantae, Streptophyta, Magnoliopsida, Arecales, Arecaceae. The record is from RefSeq and is a predicted model, not a curated record.